AGAUGCCUACAGAGCUCGAAGAAUUGGUAGAAUUCAUAUCCCACGGCAACACCCAAGUGCGACAACUUGCGGUGGAAAACCUUGUCCCCUACUCGACAGCGCAGCCCUCGAUAUUUAAAACCAACCAGCUGCUACCCGUUAAAGAUUUGAAGCUCUUGGUGCGGGAUUAUACAAAAAUAGCGAAAGAUGCGCUCACAAUCCUCAUCAACCUCUCUACCGACCGAGAGGUACUGGAAUUCCUGGCCACGGAUAAGGAGUUUUUGAAGACGCUCCUGGGCCGAGUGACUAACCCCAAAGAGCCCAAUGCGAACGAAAUAUCUAUGCUCCUAGCCAACCUAGCCAAACACGAUGACAUAACAGAGAUCCUCAACCUCGAGAGACCAGCGCCGGCUGAGCUAAAAUCGAACAACAAGGGAAUAGACCAGCUGCUGGAUUUAUUCGUGAGAGGCGCGGAUGGAACGUACAACAAGGAUGCCGAUUUCGACUACCUAUCCUACCUCUUCGCAGAUCUCGCGAAGCACGAGGCAGGCCGUAAAUAUUUCCUCACCAAACAAGCCUACGACGACGUAGUGCCUCUAUCCAAACUGGUCGUUUUCACCGAACACAGCUCAACGAUCCGACGCAAAGGCGUCGCGAGCACGAUCAAGAACGCCGCGUUUGAAGUGUCCUCGCACCCGCAAUUCAUCGACGAGGAUGCGAUCAACAUCCUGCCCUAUUUACUGCUCCCGAUUAUGGGAAAUGAGGAAUAUGACGAAGAGGACUCGUUGGCCAUGCUUCCAGACCUGCAACUCCUCCCGGCGGAUAAGAAGCGCGAGCCGGAUAACGCCAUCAUCCAGACGCAUGUCGAGACGUUGAUGCUGCUGACCACGACGAGGGAGGCGCGGGAUCUCCUGAGAGAGAUCAAAGUCUAUCCCAUUAUAAGGGAGACGCAUCUGCAGGUUGAAGACGAGGGCGUGAGAGAGGCGUGCGAGAGGUUGGUGCAGGUUUUGAUGAGGGAUGAGGAGGGAGAGGAAGGGAAGGAGAAUGUAAGCGAGGGCAUGAAGGCGUUGGAGAGGGCGCCUGCGAAUGCUACUCAGAAUGGGAGCGUGCCGAAGCCGUUUGGUCGUCAGGCUGGGGGAGGAGCCGGGACUUGGGCGACUACGGAAAAAGAAGAGAAGAAAGAAGAGAGUGAAGAUGAAGAUGAAGAUGAUAAGGUGGUUGAGGUAUAAUGCAAUUGAAGGUUACCAAGUAAAAGCAAAAAUGUUGAUCUUCCUGAGUACUUUUUUGGCUCUACGACCGACUACGGAAAAGGAGCGAAUUCAUACAUUAGAAUAUCAUUUCGACUAUUGAUCAACAGCGC
This is a messenger RNA of Amorphotheca resinae ATCC 22711, 1339 nucleotides long. RefSeq lists its product as hypothetical. The transcript has 5 exons. Lineage: Eukaryota; Fungi; Ascomycota; Leotiomycetes; Helotiales; Amorphothecaceae. The record is from RefSeq and is a predicted model, not a curated record. The annotation marks the transcript as partial.